This is a messenger RNA of Aethalodelphis obliquidens (Pacific white-sided dolphin), 2341 nucleotides long. RefSeq names its product putative olfactory receptor 10J6. Gene Ontology annotation, cellular component: membrane. Gene Ontology annotation, molecular function: olfactory receptor activity; G protein-coupled receptor activity. Gene Ontology annotation, biological process: G protein-coupled receptor signaling pathway. The record is from RefSeq and is a predicted model, not a curated record. NCBI's taxonomy places the organism in Eukaryota, Metazoa, Chordata, Mammalia, Artiodactyla, Delphinidae.
AGGAGCUUACUGUCUAAAGGGACCAAAAUGUGAAAUAUUACAUGAAUUGGACUGAGAGCUAUCCUUCAACAAAAUGAUAUAUCUUUAUUGUAACUCUGUUCUUUAUAUUCAGGGUCUGCUUUUGCUUUAGAUGAGGGACACCUGAAUUUGCUGCGUCUUCCCUGGUAUAAUUGUUUACCUCUGCAGAGUAGGUGUAUGCCUACUCACAAAGUUGAGUAAGGCUGUAAAUCUGCCUUCUAGUUUAGGGAAGAUGAAGAUGUAGCAUAGUUUACAAUAUACAUGAGUGAGUGCUGUGAAGUGUCAGCUGACUUCCAUCGUUCAGACAGCAGUGGAGAGAGGAUGGUGCUUGGUUAAGAUUCACCUUCUCCUUCUUGAAAACAAGGUGAACAUUUCUGAGUCUGCUUUGCUUCUGCUUCUUAAAGGAUGUGCAAGGGGGUGAUGCAUAGUUUUGAAAUAAAAGAAGUCGCCAGUCAAUCCCUAAACAAACUGUUUUCAAGCAUCAAAUGAAAAUUUCAGAAUACAAUAUGCAUUGAUGGAGGGGAAGACAUGCAUUAGUCUUUGAAGAAUGGGGACGAUUUAAAUAAGAGCAGGAAAAGAGGAAGGGCAUUCCAGGUGACAAGGAGGAAGAGUAGGUGAAGUGGGAAUGUACAUGGUUAUACAGUGGGGGUGGGGGGAGGAAAAUUAGAUGAUUCUAUCAUGCAUAGGAAAUUGUAAUAGAUGGCCACAGAACAAGAAUAUUUUAAGCAAAGUUAAGUAAAUCCAAAGAUCAACUUCAAUCCACUGGGAAAUGUAUCCCCAGGUUUACAGCUGAGAAUGAAGUUCAAUCAAUUUCAGAAAUGUGAUUAAACCACUUUACUAAAAUUAUGCAACUUUUAUUCUUCUACUUUUCCGAUUUAGUGACCACCCAAUGAAGAGGGAGAACCACACUCUCACCACUGAGUUUGUUUUGCAAGGUUUCUCCAGCUUCCACGAGCACCAGCUCACUCUUUUUGUGGUAUUUCUUACACUGUACAUCUUAACCCUAGCAGGUAAUAUAAUCAUUGUGACCAUUAUCCGUAUUGAUCAUCAUCUCCACACCUCCAUGUACUUCUUCCUCAGCAUGCUGUCCACUUCAGAGACUAUAUAUACAUUGGUCAUUCUCCCAAGGAUGCUAUCCAGCCUCGUGGGUAUAAGCUGGUCUAUCUCACGCGGUUGUGUCACACAGAUGUUCUUUUUUGUAACCUUUGGGAUCACUAACUGCUUCCUGCUCACAGCAAUGGGAUAUGACUGAUAUGUGGCUAUCUUCAACCCCCUGAGAUACACAGUCAUUAUGAACAAGAGGGUGUGCAACCAGCUGGUGUGGAGGGCCUGCAGCAUUGGGCUGAUUGUAGCUAUGACACAGGUGACACCUGUAUUUAGGUUACCUUUCUAAUGCAGAGAAAAAAACCUCACAGAAGUGACAGAGUUCAUUUUCCUAGGAUUCUCCAGAUUCCAUGAACACCAGAUCACCCUCUUUGCAGUUUUUCUCAUCCUGUAUACAUUAACCCUGGCUGGCAAUGCCAUCAUCGUGACCAUUAUCCACAUUGAUUGUCACCUCCACAUGCCCAUAUACUUCUUCCUGAGCAUCCUGGCCAGUUCAGAGACUGUGUACACAUUGGUCACCAUUCCACGGAUGCUCUCCGGCCUCAUAGCCCAGGACCAGCCAAUCUCCUUGGCAGGCUGUACCACUCAAGUGUUCUUCUUUGUUACCUUAGUCAUCAACAACUGCUUUCUGCUCACAGUGAUGGGAUAUGACCACCAUGUGGCCAUCUGCAACCCCCUGAGAUAUACACUCAUCAUGAGCAAGAGGGUGUGUGUCCAGCUGAUGUGUGGAGCCUUCAGCACUGGCCUGGCCAUGGCAGCUGUCCAGGCGACAUCCAUAUUUACCUUACCAUUUUGUCACAGAGUGGUUGGUCAUUUCUUCUGUGACAUCCUCCCUGUCAUAACACUCUCCCGGAUUGAUACCACUGUCAAUGAGAUCAUCAAUUUUGUUGUCAGUUUAUCAGUGAUCCUGGUUCCCAUGGGCCUGGUCUUCAUCUCCUACGUUCUUAUCAUCUCCACCAUCCUCAAUACCGCCUCAGCCGAGGGCCAGAAGAAGGCCUUUGCCAUAUGUGCCUCCCACCUCACCAUGGUCAUGGUCCACUACAGCUGUGCCUCUACUGACUACCUCAAGCCUAAGUCAGAAAAUUCUGUAGAACAACACCUCCUUCUCUCAGUGACCUACACCAUCAUCACUCCCCUCCUGAACUGUGUUGUUUACAGUCUGAGGAACAAGAAGGUCAAGGAUUCCCUACGUAGAGCUGUGGGCAGAAACAUUUCUUAA